Molecule: messenger RNA, 677 nt
Organism: Aspergillus caelatus
Lineage: Eukaryota; Fungi; Ascomycota; Eurotiomycetes; Eurotiales; Aspergillaceae
Exons: 1
Coding region: 114-677 (187 amino acids)
Source: RefSeq, a predicted model, not a curated record
CAGAAUCAAAAAAAUAAUCGCAGUAAAAAACCCCAUACUCACCACAAAACCCAAUCAUUGAUUUCUCGAUUCCUACUCCCAACAUCCGAAAUAAAAACCAAACCCCCACCAAAAUGUCCACAACCACACCCGAAGAUAUCCAAACCCGGCGCGAAGAAGACUACGCCCGCUUCAAGAACUACGCCGCCUACACAUUCCUCGUCGCAUCCCCAAUCUUAAUCGCUCUCCCGCCCCGGAAACUCGACCACCUGACUGUGCUCCUCGGCACUGCCUUCGCCUUCUCCGCGAACCAUAUCACCUACGACCGCACGGGGCGGAGUAUCGUCGACCGCGUGCAUUCGAAGAUAUCCUCCGGGCGGACGAUCGUGCCGAGUGGGUUGCCCAGUGAGCGGGCGUUGGAGAUCCAGGCGCGGUUGCGCGCAUCAAGGGAGAAGCAGUUGCGGGAGGGAGGACUGACGACGGAGGAGAUUGAGAAGCUGAGGGCGAGGGAGAUGCAAGAUAAGGGGGUUAUGGAGAGGGUGUGGAUGGGUGGGGAGACGGAGGGAUGGAAGGAGAGGAGAUUGAGGGAGGAGCAGGAGGCGUUGGAUUCUGGGAAGGGGUAUGGGGAUUUGAUUAAGGAGCAUAUUUGGGAUGUGUGGACUUGGGGGAAGAAUGAUGGAGAAGGGAAGAAGGAGUGA